Molecule: messenger RNA, 1041 nt
Organism: Bactrocera neohumeralis
Lineage: Eukaryota; Metazoa; Arthropoda; Insecta; Diptera; Tephritidae
Biological process (GO): pyruvate decarboxylation to acetyl-CoA
Molecular function (GO): pyruvate dehydrogenase (acetyl-transferring) activity
Source: RefSeq, a predicted model, not a curated record
AUGCGCCGUUUUGCCUCUGUUGCCUCGACCUUUACUGCGGCCGCCGCGGCGUCCCGCUUCGCGUCGACGAUGACGGUCCGCGAUGCCCUGAACAGCGCCCUGGACGAGGAGCUCGCGCGCGAGAAGACGGUCUUUGUCCUCGGCGAGGUCGGCCAGUACCAGGGCGCCUACAAGGUGACAAAAGGCCUCGUGGACAAGUACGGCACCGACCGUGUCAUUGACACCCCCAUCACAGAGCAUGGCUUCACUGGCAUGGCCGUCGGCGCCGCGAUGAAUGGCUUGCGUCCGGUCUGCGAGUUCAUGACCUUCAACUUUGCCCUCCAGGCCAUUGACCAGAUUGUGAACUCCGCGGGCAAGGGCCUUUACAUGUCUGGCGGUCAGCUGAAGUGCCCGAUUGUCUUUCGCGGCCCCAACGGCGCCUCUGCGGGUGUUGGCGCGCAGCACUCCCAGUGCUUCGCCUCCUGGUACGGCUCCGUCCCUGGCCUGAAGGUGUUCGCGCCCUUCAACUGUGAGGACGCGCGCGGCAUGCUCAAGGCCGCCAUCCGCGAUGACAAUCCUGUUGUGAUUCUUGAGCACGAGCUGCUCUACGGCGAGUCCUUCCCCGUCUCCGAUGAGGCCGCCGACAAGGACUUUGUCAUUCCCUUUGGCAAGGCGAUUGAGCGCGAGGGCACGGAUGUCACCCUCAUCGGCUUCUCCCGCGGCGUCGAGCUGUGCCUCAAGGCCGCCGAUGAGCUGGCCAAGACCGGCGUGAAGGCCGAGGUCAUCAACCUCCGCUCGAUCCGCCCGCUCGACCGCGAAACCAUCCUCAAGUCCAUCAAGAAAACCCACCGCGCGGUCACCGUGGACGAGUCCUUCCCCGUCUGCAACAUCGGCGCUGAGAUCUGCGCGAUGGUGAUGGAGAGCGACACGUUCGACUACCUCGAUGCCCCAAUGGAGCGUGUCUCCUGCGCGGACUGCCCCACGCCUUGCAAAGAGAUUGAGGCGGCCUCGCAGCCGCAGGUGGCCGAUGUGGUCGCCGUCGCCAAGCGCGUUCUCGCCUAG